AUGCAGGGGGACGGUGUUGCACAAGCACCCACCGAGGUCCCGACGUCAAGUCAGGUCGAGGAGUCGCGCUCCCACCCCAAGUCUCACCGUGGUCUAGCACCGCGCGUCCUGAUUGGGGCGCCUGUAAGCAUCGAGUCUGACGGCGCUGGAGGGUGGUGGUGCAGCCUCAUCGUCACUGAAUAUGCGAUCACAGGCCCUGAUCGGCGGCUUUUGUCUGCUAAUGGAGGGGUGGGCGAGAAGCAGUGUGGUACAAUCUGUAUCCCGCAGAAUACUCUGCAAGAUCCGAACUCGACCCUCGAACUGAGACUAUUACUCCAUGUCCAGCGAAGGGCAUUUCACGAAAGCGUGCGGCUGUUCGGCUUUCUUGAAGAGCUCCCUGCGACAGCGCGCGUGGCCAAGCAAACCCAAACCAACUGCAAGCGCUGUGUAACUUCUAAGUUACUACAUGCAUCUUGCUGA
Molecule: messenger RNA, 459 nt
Organism: Purpureocillium lilacinum
Lineage: Eukaryota; Fungi; Ascomycota; Sordariomycetes; Hypocreales; Ophiocordycipitaceae
Source: RefSeq, a predicted model, not a curated record